UCCGGUGUGUUCAAACGUCGCUCCCAGAAGUUGCCACGAAUACACAGACAGCGGCAUGAUGUGGAGGCUAGUAAGCUGCACACUGUGCCUCUUUGUCUCCUCACAGAUCGGUUUAUGGUGCGUUUUGGCGACAACAGCUGAUCUGGACAGCGAGGUCAAGAUUGAAGUUUUGUUCAAGCCCGAGGAGUGCACUCAAAAGAGCAAAAGAGGAGAUCUGAUGAACGUCCAUUACGAUGGGUUCCUCGCCAAAGAUGGUUCUCAGUUCUACUGCAGUCGAUCAGACAAAGCUGGGCACCCUCAGUGGUUUGUGCUGGGCGUUGGACAAGUCAUCAAGGGCCUUGAUAAAGGGAUGGAAGACAUGUGUCCUGGAGAGAAACGAAAAAUAACCGUUCCACCUGGCCUGGCCUUUGGAGAAAAAGGCAAAGAUCCUGUCCCGCCCAACGCUACGGUGGUCUUUGAAGUGGAGGUCUACUCUGUUUCCAGGGGACCACGCAGCAUGGAGGCUUUCGGACACAUGGACCUUGAUAAGGACAGAAGUCUCACAAAGGCUGAGGUAAAAGCAUACUUGAAACUGGAGUAUGAAAAAGGUGGGAAGCCACGUGAUGACCCGUUCUAUGAGAAGAUCAUGGCAGAUAUAUUCCGCAAGAGCGACAAAGACAGCGACGGACACAUCAGUGCCAAGGAGUAUAAUAUAUACGAACACGAUGAGCUCUAAUGUUGGAUGUGGAUCUUGGAAAUUAUUUUAAAUGAUGUACUUUGAUCAAUUAGAGAGAAAACAUGAAUAGGUAAAGGAAAAAGCCAGAUGUUCUCACAAUGCAGAUGGUUUUUUUUCUCCCUAUGAAAAUAUUGAAGCAGUGAAUAUUACAAUGAGACACCACUUUGUCCAUGUUUGACCAGUUAUCAAAGCCUAAAUGGGAUCUAAAAUGCUGAAGAAUCAGCCCCAGCUGUUCUGAGGUGGAAUUUUCCUUUAAAAAGUAGACUAGAAGUGUUGAGGUGUUUGGAGUCACUAAGACAUUUUUCCAUACCAGCAAACUAGCCACUCAUUUUUAAUACUAAGUAUUAAACUAUGCAAGAACAUCUCCAACACAUAAGGAAACUUUUGUGCAAAUACCACUAAAUUUCGCAUUUGAAUUCAUUUUUUUCUUUUUUUUUUUAAGUCUUGUGUCCCGAUGAACAUUGCAGCACAAAGAAGAAACCACUGUGUUGCACAAUGUCCUUGGCUUUGAAACUGUCAUGUGACUGUCAUAUGAGAUCUGAGAGGAUGGUUUAACCAGAGUUGAGAAAAAAGAGCCAAAAUUGUCCCAUCCUUCCUGUGAAUUUCCUCUGCAAUAUCACACCAGUGUACGGAUCCAUAGAGUUUGUUGAAAGGAUGUUUGUUCUGUCCAUUAUAAACAAGCCGGUAUUGGUGGCUGUGUUUGACCAGUUUGAUAAUAAAGUGUUGUGGUUUUUCUGAUAUUUUUUCAAAGUUUUUUUACAUCUUAAU
Anoplopoma fimbria (sablefish) is the source of this 1483-nucleotide messenger RNA. RefSeq names its product FKBP prolyl isomerase 7 (gene fkbp7). The transcript is spliced from 4 exons. The record is from RefSeq and is a predicted model, not a curated record. The coding region runs from base 56 to 715 and encodes 219 amino acids. Gene Ontology annotation, molecular function: peptidyl-prolyl cis-trans isomerase activity; calcium ion binding. Lineage: Eukaryota; Metazoa; Chordata; Actinopteri; Perciformes; Anoplopomatidae.